AUGACACGCGACACUGACGAAUCCGACGACCCAUCCCAAAUCAGCAUAAACUUAGAGGAUGACGAGGGCUACCACCUUAAACAGUUUUUCGAAAAGGGGCUCGAUGCACUCUUAACGGACCCACACUUUUUGUUGCUGUAUGUGCCAGAGGAUGGAGCCAACAGGAUGCAAAUUAUAAGACCUGCCACCAAUUUACUCCAUCGAAAACGCAUGAUCAAAAGGGUUAAUGAAACAAAAAAGGGCAUCCCAUCCUUUUAUUACGCUCUAUCGCACCUCUGGGGGGUCUCCAAAGACAACCGGUACCACUGGAAUGAUAUCAGCGAAUAUGUGGAAGAUGAAGAUGGACAACCUGUCAAACCUGUUUCCAUGAGACCAGAGAAACGAGAUGCAUUGUUAAUGCUACUCAAGGAUCAUCCUGAUAGUUAUUGGUGGAUUGACGUCUUGUGUGCACGUACUGAUACACCGCUCGAUAUCAUGGGUGAUAUCUAUGCUUGUUGCCUUGAGUGUAUUGCCAUGGUCGACUGUGAGCCUAAUGUGAUACCACAACUACAUACCAUGAAGGGCGAGGAAAAAGAGGAUUUCAAUGACGUGUUCGAUGAUAUCGUGAAUAUAAGUCAAGAUUCAUAUCUUCAAGGCAAGCAAGCCUAUAAAGAUUACCCCCAACUGAUGGAUUGCGUGCCUACAUUUAUGGAAAGUGAAUGGUGGCAACGUGUUUGGACUUGGCAAGAAAUGGCUCUACCUGCCGGAGAUGUGCAUUUUAUGUCAGAAGUAGACACCCAGCGACUUGAAAAGAAUACGAUCACUCUGGAGGACCUAAUUAACAGUUGUAUACAUGCUUUACGCAUUAAUUUCUAUUUUUGCAUGGAAAACAAUAGGUUUGUUACAGCAUUAGACGCUAUGAAAAAAGAACCGGAAGCCUUUGGCUGGGGAUGUGUACCUCUCAAGCAUCCCAUGGGUACACCGGCCCAAUUUGGAGGACUAAUGUAUUGGCUCGCUAACGUAAACCAAGCCAGAGCCUUCAACGAACGUCGACUCAAAAAGAAAAAGAGCGCACAGGAACUUCUCGACCUGUUUGGUGCAUUGGGUGGUUCCACUCGACGAUGCAUGGAUCCAGUGGACUAUGUCUAUGGUGUGCUUGGCAUGUUCCAAUUCAAAAUUCCAAGGACACUUGAGUCGGAUCAAGUUUGGCGGUAUUUUUUGUCUGAGAUGAAUAAUUACAUUGAAGAUAUCAAGAACGAAGAGGUCAUGCUUAACCCUCACUAUGGAACGAUGGCAAGAAUAACUGGAGUCAGUGAUAGUGCAUACGAGGUCGAUUUGCUGGAAGCUGAAAAUAUGGCUGAUGUAUACAGAGAUUUACUAGCAACGCAGGAAUUUCUCUCGAGUGACGAAGAAUAA
Messenger RNA from Lichtheimia ornata, 1395 nucleotides. RefSeq lists its product as uncharacterized. The coding region runs from base 1 to 1395 and encodes 464 amino acids. NCBI's taxonomy places the organism in Eukaryota, Fungi, Mucoromycota, Mucoromycetes, Mucorales, Lichtheimiaceae. The record is from RefSeq and is a predicted model, not a curated record. The transcript is spliced from 4 exons.